CUUUGCAAGAUGCUGCCAGUGUUUGCUGCUCUCUGCCUUUGGCUCGGACCAACUGUCUUGUCGCAGGGAGCACCCUGCGAACGUGUCAGAAUCCCGAUGUGUAAAACAAUGCCAUGGAAUAUCACUCGGAUGCCCAACCAUCUUCAUCACAGCACCCAGGAGAAUGCUAUUCUCGCAGUAGAGCAAUAUCAGGAACUGGUGGACACUAAUUGCAGUCCAGUGCUGCGCUUCUUUCUCUGUGCAAUGUACGUACCCAUCUGUACCUUCGAGUUCCUUCACGACCCCAUCAAGCCGUGUAAGUCAGUUUGCCAGAGGGCAAGGGACGGUUGCGAACCUAUAAUGAGAAGGUAUAACCACAACUGGCCGGAAAGUCUGGCAUGCAACGACUUACCUGUCUAUGAUCGGGGAGUUUGCAUCUCUCCGGAGGCAAUCGUCACUGAUGGACCUGCAGAUGCAAUGUGGAUGGACAUCACCCGUGAUAUGAUCGUACAGGAGCCUUCCGACUGCAAGAGUUGGAACACAGGUCGUUGUAAAUGUAGAAAAAUUAAACCAACACUAAAAACAUACUUGGAAAAGAACUAUGACUAUGUUAUCCGAGCCAAAGUAAAAGAUGUGAGCAGAAGUGGUUGCAAUGAAAUCACCACAGUGGUGGAGAUUUUAGAGACAUUCAAGUCAUUGGCACCUAUCCUGCAGACUCACAUAGCCCUCCUUACCAACUCUUCGUGCUCAUGUCCUCAGCUGCCACAUAACCAUGAUCUGCUCAUUAUGUGUUAUGUGUUGCAUUCACGAUUGAUGCUCUUUAAUGGGUGUUUAGCUGAAAAAUGGAAAGAUCAAUGGUCUAAACGACUUAAGCGCUGGGAACAAAGACUAGAUCAGCAACAGCAGAUGCGUGUCAUGCAAGAAAGAAAGCAAAAUGCAGGAAGUAGUGAACGCAGUGGUGGUCCAAAGUCAAAUUCAAAGAAUGCAAAUAAAGCUCCUAACAACCCCAGGAAGAUCAACAAAAAUAAAGGCAAGAAGGAAGCCAAGAAAGUAUGAACCAGCAAAUUUUUAUAACUACAAUCAUCUAAUACUCUGGAGGUCAGAUCUUGGUUCAAUAGCAAGUAACAAUCUGCAGGUCAUUUCUUCCCAUAAGCAACCUUGUAUUUAUUGCACUAUUGCAUUUCAAAAUUACUGUUUAGCAUCAUUAAAGCUCUAAAACUUUACAUUUUCAUAUGCAGAUACUGCUAACCAUGUUCAUUGGUUUGCAUUACAAAAUGGUAGGAUUUCUAUGUCUUCAUCUUUCUCACUUGCUAUUUUCUUAGCAAAGAUACAUGUGAUAUCAAUCUUAUUAGUGCAGCUAAUGCUCCUUAGUAUUUGGAUACUUGUGCUAUUGAACCUGUUCCUUUGCUGUAUUGGGUGGGUUGACAAAGUACUCUUUCCAAGUCAAUCUCUACAUCUGAACGGACUCUUCCCAUUUCAUAGACCAUGUCACUGCAAUACAAGAUAUUUAGCAUUACUUAUUUAAAACAUUAUUCUGCAACAACACAGCUUAAUAUACAGAACUGCAGAUUUUCAGACUGGAUUUUAUCUUUAUGUUUUCAAUUAUUAUCUUCACAAACCUUUGAAAAUUUCAUGCCAUUCAUAAGAGCUUUGUUUUUUCAGGAAUGCACCUUAAUGAACAUCCAUUAAAUUUGUUUAUUUCCUGUAAGUUGUAUAAAACAGUGAUGUGGAUGUUUCUGAUAGUGUUAAAACUAGUUGUGACUUUUAUGAGUACAGGUUGUAUGUCCAUAAUCUGGCAGCUUUGCGACUGGUGGACUGGAGAAUUUGCUGACUACAGACAGUUAUAUGUUAACGCUAAUGUGGGAGCUUCUAAACACUUUCAAGAAGUGCUAUGCAACAUAAAAUGUGAUGAUAGAAGGAAAAGCAGCUAUUUUAAUAGAAUAUAGAUAUCUUUUUAACUGCUUAGUCAGUGUUGUUGUCUUUAUGCUGCUCAGGAUCUUUCUGCUGCUGGUCAUAGAAGUUGCCAAGACAGCAUGCCAAAUUAGGGAUUUACAACCUGCUAAAGGAUUUUGUUAAAGUUGAGCGAAAACUACAGAAACAAAAUUAGAUUAAGCAAUCCCUAAGAAUUGAAAUUUUGAUUGUGGUGGUUUUGUUGCCGAUAAUUAUGUUGUGAUUGCUGAAAAUGCUGGAAUAGAUCUUUAGUAAUGUAGAAUAUCUGCAUGUUAUCAAUCACAGCUACACUUAUUUGAUUAUAAUGACAUUUUUUACAUAAAUAACAAGAAAUUUUGUACUGAAAGGUUUUUAGAGCUUGUCUGUUCCACUUAAGUGCAGCAUCCGUUCAUCUCUUAAAUGCCUAAACUUCAA
Molecule: messenger RNA, 2343 nt
Organism: Rhincodon typus (whale shark)
Lineage: Eukaryota; Metazoa; Chordata; Chondrichthyes; Orectolobiformes; Rhincodontidae
Product: secreted frizzled-related protein 4
Exons: 6
Coding region: 10-1035 (341 amino acids)
Biological process (GO): non-canonical Wnt signaling pathway; canonical Wnt signaling pathway
Cellular component (GO): cytoplasm
Molecular function (GO): Wnt-protein binding
Source: RefSeq, a predicted model, not a curated record